Messenger RNA from Alternaria infectoria, 1251 nucleotides. RefSeq lists its product as uncharacterized. NCBI's taxonomy places the organism in Eukaryota, Fungi, Ascomycota, Dothideomycetes, Pleosporales, Pleosporaceae. The transcript has a single exon. The record is from RefSeq and is a predicted model, not a curated record. Bases 1 to 1251 code for a protein of 416 amino acids.
AUGCCUUUCAAGAUACCGAAUGACGGUGUCACUGUUACGGUCAAAUCCGACAACGGGCACCUUGUUCCGAUCGAGCUCAAUGAUCGCGUACUCAGAAACUGUCCGGUAAUCAACGCAAUGCCCUCGGGUACCAUACUACCCAACGUGCAAGUGAAGCCUUUUCAGGUCGUGACGAGUUAUCUGGAUGGCGACGAUCUCCCGGCGGUCUUCGCGAGUCGCGUCGACAGUAGUGCGCCUUUGCUCCUCUUCGCUCAAACGUGGGCGCUCGCGGCGCGACUUGGUCUUCCUAUCUUGCAGAAUGAGCUCAUAUCGGUCGUGACCGACGUUCACGCCAGAAUCAUUAACGGAAGCGGAACAGACUCGCGCUGGCAGCACACUGCCGAUGGGUCUCUUGUCGAAGCUUUCCGGCAUCUCCGAGAACAGGUCGGGGCGAACAGUCAUGCCGAAAAGUUUCUCAUAUGCUUUGUUGGCCGCACAGCACUGUUCGUCAGCGAACUGGACCAAAAUCUCACCCGCGAACAUCUGGACCCUGCUACCCGAAAGGAAAUAUUGGACGAAGCACGAUCCUUCGGUCUGGAUCCUAUCAAACAUCAGCCACAAACGUUCCGUAUCAACCCCCAACAGCCACCAAAAUAUCGACCCCUUGAGCAAGACUGUAACGAUACAGGUAUGGCUGAUGGGUUUUGGUCACCCCCCGGGGCGUCACGCUCAAUCACCAGGGACGACAUGUGGAACCUGCCUCCACAACACCGUAAAUCUCCGAAACUCAUGUACCCGCGGCCACGCAGCCCGCUUUCCAAUCGGUUCGACCACGGCUCAGAUCCAUUGGUAUGCACGCAGUCUGGAGACCCCAGUGAUCCAGAUCCAGGGUACACAUCGCAGGCCAUCAAUUUCGAUGAUCCCAAUCGGCCCACUGGCGAUGGAGUUAACGUGAUCCGUCUGACAGGUCAAGGCUCAGGCGGCCCACGAUCUCUACCCUGCCCGGCCAACUAUCAUCAUGACACCACAUUACCCUACAUCAUCCAAAUUACGCAGCACAACGAUAACGCUCAUGGAAACGGAAACUACACUCACUAUGGCGACAAAAGCAGUACGACUGCACAUGCUCAGGGUGGUGGUACUGGACGCUCAAACCGGACUGUACGAGCAGUAGCGGAUAGCGGAGAACGGCGCUACAAGCUCAUCAGGGAGAGGAAGGGAAAGCAAUCCAAAUGGUUUUCGCUCUUGGCAUACGGCAGCAAGUACUAUUAA